Messenger RNA from Trematosphaeria pertusa, 771 nucleotides. RefSeq lists its product as uncharacterized. NCBI's taxonomy places the organism in Eukaryota, Fungi, Ascomycota, Dothideomycetes, Pleosporales, Trematosphaeriaceae. The record is from RefSeq and is a predicted model, not a curated record. The transcript is spliced from 2 exons. The annotation marks the transcript as partial.
AGCAACAUGCGUCCACCAUUCCUUUACCGCGUCUUUUAUGAGACAUCGGCCACACUCUCGAGUUACGUUAGCAAGCAUACCCAUGUCAAGCAUCGAGAGCAGCCGAAGUUGAAACUGAGGGAGGGCAACGCAUUCCAGGCUAUCAGCAAAUUCUCUGCUGCCCGAGACUUGACAAGAGUACGGAUGGAGCGCCAUUUGCGAUGGCAGCAGAAACGGGACCCUUCGUCGUACAUAUCUGCCUUCAAUUGCAUUCGCUACGCAGUGAGGCGCGCAGAGUUUCACUCGAACCAUAGCCAACGUAUCGGACAACGUAUUUCGGUUGCAAAGAUAAGCACAUCGGGUCUUAUCGCAGCAACAGUCCGAGGAACUCUGGAGGAGACGGUGCUGACUACAUGGAAGGAUUCACUACUAGGAAAGACUGAGAGCGUCACUGUCACCACGCGCGAUGUCCAGAUCCCCGCAUGGGUGCAUGAGAGUGCCAUUCCAGAUGAUGCUGCAGCAAUUUCGGUCGAGCAACUGGCCACAUCCGGUGCAGUCAUGUGGCUUUCCAUCACCGAGCUCCGCCUCUCGAACCUGAAGGUGCCUGCCACUAAAGGCCAUGACUACGAGUGGCUGGCAUGCGGUGCAAUUCCAAAGUCGAACAUCAUUCGUAUUAUGCCAUUCGAUGGGACUACACUCCAUCAAGAGCAGGGACCCAAGGUCGUUCGAAGUCUGCGCAGCAGGGAGCCCUGGGUCUUUGAUUGGCAGCAGCAGAUGUGGAUCCUCCGUGCG